This is a messenger RNA of Doryrhamphus excisus (bluestripe pipefish), 1537 nucleotides long. The record is from RefSeq and is a predicted model, not a curated record. Lineage: Eukaryota; Metazoa; Chordata; Actinopteri; Syngnathiformes; Syngnathidae.
CCGUAUACGUUUUUAAUGUUUGCUUAUCAUCUACUUCAUGGACUUUGAAACGCAAAAACGUUCGAAAACUAGCAGGGUUUCACAGAGCACUGGUUCCUCUUCUCACUUCCUCAAUCUGGGUCUGUGUUCCUCCGGGUUUGAUUUGACAUACAAUAUUAUAAUCUCUCUCUCUAGUGUUAUACCCAAUGCUAAUAAACAGGUAUCAGGUAUUUCAGGUAUAAUUAUGACACAUUUCACGACACUUUUGUGGCAUGAUGCACUGAAAGAAAAGGUACGAGGGAUAGAAAAAAACAAUGGAGGGAGAAUGUGAAUAUACGUAUGUAUACAAAUAUUUCUAAUAUGUAAUAUUCAAUAAUAGUACCUGACAGAAGCUUUUGUACGGUUAGCAAUACAUAAAAUGGUUACUCUGCUGAAAGUUGACUCAAGCACAAGUAAAAUAUAGAUAUAAAAAGUUACUAAAACAGUACAAGGAAAUAAAGUUACUUUUAAGGCUGGUCUUCUGUGUACUGUACGUCUCGAAGCCGGUUCUAUUGAAGUACUGUAAGGCCAUUAAUUUAUUUAUUUCCUUUUUUUUAAGUUUUCAAUUCAAUGAAGGAUAUGAUGCAAAUGUAUCUGGGUAUAGUACUUGUGUGUGGGGAAAAAAUGCUCAAAAUAAAGCAAUGCGAGUAAACGGAAUGAAUCGGGAAGUAGUCUUGUUCAACACUACAACUCCCACAAUGCACCGCCAGCAGAACCGCCACAUUCUUGGUCGACUUGCUCACUUCACACACACGGCGAAUAUCGAACAUAACUGGGUUGAAUUUUGGGACUCCGUCAAGCGUCAAUAAUCAUUUUUUCCACGCGCGAAUUUGUGUCCUAUUGUGUUUGUUCCCCUUUCUCUGUCGACAUGGGCAAUGGAAUCAAUAAGCUGUCCACUCAGCUGCUGUAACCCCAACCACAACAAUGAUGCCUUCAGAGUCUCUUGUCACCCUACAGGUCCUGCCUUACUUAUAUUUGGGGAAUUUCAGAGAUGCGAGGGACAGAGAACAGUUAGCCAGGAACAACAUCACCCACAUCCUGUCCAUUCAUGACAGUGCGGCACCCAUCCUCCAGGAGAUGACCUAUCUCUGCAUUUCAGCGGCCGACCUGCCCACACAAAACCUGACUCAGCACUUUAAGCAAAGUAUCAUGUUCAUGCAUGAGUCCCGACUAAAAGGAGAAGGGUGCCUGGUUCACUGUCUGGCUGGUGUGUCCCGCAGCGUCACCCUGGUGGUGGCCUACAUUAUGACAGUGACGAGACUGGGCUGGAAGGAAGCUCUGGCUGCUGUGAGGGUGGUCCGUCCCUCUGCUGGUCCUAAUCUAGGCUUCCAGCACCAGCUGCAAGAGUUUGAGACAACUCAACUUGAUGAAUUGAGAGAGUGGCUUCAUAAGGAAUACAAGGACAACACUUUUAAUGAUGAGGCUGAUAUACGGGACCUUCUUGCCAGAGCCUCUAAAAUCAAUGCAGAGAAGGAAAAAACCCAGGAAUCGACCCCACAGGAAGCCCUUUAAGGUCUUU